Messenger RNA from Cyprinodon variegatus (sheepshead minnow), 2556 nucleotides. Its product is annotated as potassium voltage-gated channel subfamily KQT member 1-like. Gene Ontology annotation, biological process: potassium ion transport. Gene Ontology annotation, cellular component: membrane. Gene Ontology annotation, molecular function: voltage-gated potassium channel activity. Lineage: Eukaryota; Metazoa; Chordata; Actinopteri; Cyprinodontiformes; Cyprinodontidae. The transcript has 6 exons. The record is from RefSeq and is a predicted model, not a curated record. Bases 703 to 1080 code for a protein of 125 amino acids.
UAGCUUUGAACGUUCCUUUCCUCAAUAACUAUGUCAACAUGGAAGAACAUUGUUUUCAUGACUAAAUGCAUAUUAACUGGUCAUCAGUUAUUUGAUUUGAAGAUUGAAUAUUCAUGGUUUCUGAGAGGCUAGUCAUCCAUAAGAGCAUAUUAAGGUAAAAUAAUCUGAUUACAGGAUCUCCUGCCAAUUCCCAACUGCAUCUUUUGUAAUAACCAAUGUAUUUUACAAUUCAAAAACCCAUUUGACCAAUCGCCAGCUACAGGUUCCUUCCAAGCCUUUUUAUAGCUUUUUUUCCUUCUGUUCUGCAUGGUCCUUAUGACAGAUGUUUCACUGAGAUGUUUCAAAACAAGCCCAAACAGCAAUCUCUUAAAAAAGCAAACCAAAUUGCAUGCAAGAAAGCGAUCAUGGCAUGCAAGCAGAACUGCAUGUGUGUUGUUUACAUCCACAGGUUUUAAUUUCAGUGUUCCACGGAUCCCCAGGAUUGGGCUGUUUUUUGUGUUGACACAGAUGUUCAGCUCUGAGCCGAGGGACGUAUGUUUUUUGGACUCUUAGCAAUGCAGAUGGAAUCUGUUUUCCCUCUCUUUCACUCCGCAUAAGGUUGCAGAUUUAAAGCUGUGACCAAAAGGUCAAGCUCAAUGAGUGGGAUGCAGUGGUUGGAGGUUAUCCCAUUCCCAGAGGUCUGCUGUGAAAGUCCUGCGUAGAAUGCAGUAUUUCGUUGCCAGGAGGAAAUUUCAGCAAGCCCGGAAACCCUAUGAUGUGCGAGACGUGAUCGAGCAGUAUUCCCAGGGUCACCUAAACAUGAUGGUUCGCAUCAAGGAGCUACAGCGAAGACUGGAUGGCACCUUGGGGAAACCAGGAAUGUUUUUACCAGGCAAGGGAGAAGAUAAGGAAUAUCCAACUAUUGGGGCACGAAUGAUCAGAUUAGAAGAUAAGAUUCGCCAGAUGGACCGGAAAAUGGACUCAGUCCUGCGGAUUCUGACGGAGCAGUUUCCGCCAAAGCCGGACCUGACGUCAAAGCCAUCCAUUCGUAGGGUGACCAUCCAGAAGCGCAUGGGCACCAGCAUCGACGAGGCGCCCUGAUAAAGCAGUGACGUAAAACGCUAGGACUUUACGUUAACAGCCUAGCCCCCUCGGGGGAGUCUGUCUUCCAAACCAACCUCCUUUUUUUUUUUUCUGUGAACUUUACACCCAUAAGAAAAAAAUAAUUAAAAAACUAACCCAUGUGAGAGGAAAACAGCCUCUGUCAGGGAGGAGUACCUUAUUGUCUGGACUUCUGAUGGCUUCUUGAUGGGGUUUUUUGUUACUUGUUUCCUCUGCACUGGUAUUUUGCAGCACACAGCUCAGGCAGCAACAUGUUCUAUGAAUUUAUUUCACCACAUUAGCCUCAUAAUCACACUUCUCUAUGAUGAUAAUUUAUGUGUUGCCUGUCACUGAGCAGCAUUCCUCUGUUCCAAAUAUCUUUCCAAAGCUAAAUAACCCCUAAUGAAGCUGUAAUGCAAUCAAUGCACUCUGGUUUCCUAAUGACAUUCAGAGAAAAAAGAAAAGCUGUAAAUCCACACCAGCCAAUGCAUUCCUCAGAUCUGUCAGAUUAUCUUGGCUCAACUCAGACCUACGGAACAGAGUUAGCUUUACGAACACAUAUCCAUGCAGCCUAACUGUACUUAGAUUUGUGUGCUUUGUUUGUAGUAACUGAGAAACAUUUAGACAGGAAAAAGGAUAAUCAUAUGUUGGUUUUGUCCUUCUCCUGAGUAAGAAAUAACUGGCAGAACUGACUAAAAUGGACUUUGGCAGCAAUUUAAUUCAAUUUACUAUUGUUUAAUACUUUAAGAAUUGAAUUAUACCCUUAGUCAUGUUAAAGGGAUAAUUAAUGGGGGUUUUUUAGGUGAAAUUCUCUAAGGGUUUCUGAAAUUGAUUCUUUCCUUACAUGUGAAAAGAGGCUGUAUGUUCAUUGUAUUCAUAGAAAUCCUCAGUGGUGGAAAGCUUGUUAGAUGGUGAUGAUUUCAGAAACUUGAUAUGCCUCAAACCAGAACCGUUUUUUCUUCAUUUUAUGGGAUAUUAUUUUUCACAAGAACUCUUUAUUGCUGUUUUUCUGCCCAAAACUACUGAGUAAAUACACAAACUUACAUUGCAUGAGAUCGAUAGCUUGCCAGGUUUGCUAAUCCCAAGUCCCAAGUUGGAUGUAUCAUAAACUAUGAGUCCUGGAAAGCUAUUAGAUUGUUCUAUUUUGGCUACAUUUACACCUAUGGUCUUGAUUCCAAUUUAAUAUUUGGCAUGGUUGUUUAAUAUUUGGCAUGGUUUAUAUGCAACCCGCCAUCAGACUGAUUGGCUCACAUACGCAGGAGAGGAAUGUAGCAGCACACAGCAGCACACCUUGUUUACAGAACUUAUAAUGGAUGCCAGAAUCCAUUUCUUUUUCAUUAUUAUGCUGUUAGGCAACGGGAGCAAACAACAUUAUGACAACAUUAUAAGAAGAUGAAGAAAUGUAAGAAAAACAGAGUAUUACUAUUUACUAUGGAAUGUUGUGGAGCAGCUGCUAUAUCUAUAGAGAAGUCUAAG